This is a messenger RNA of Saccharomyces kudriavzevii IFO 1802, 2616 nucleotides long. It is a transcript of the gene JIP4, whose product is annotated as Jip4p. Bases 1 to 2616 code for a protein of 871 amino acids. The record is from RefSeq and is a predicted model, not a curated record. Lineage: Eukaryota; Fungi; Ascomycota; Saccharomycetes; Saccharomycetales; Saccharomycetaceae. The transcript has a single exon.
AUGGUGCUACGAGAUCAGGAUGCACAGUCGAGGAAUUUCUACAAGCAUAUCAGGCUGUUUAUUCGACCGGAUCAGCUGGAAAAAACGGUGAACGUACUGGCGAAGCAGGAAGAAGAUGAUAGCCGUAGUCUGGCGUCGAUACUGGACUCGAGUCCUCUCGUGAAAAAGAGAGGAAGGAGUAGCAACGAAAAAUAUUUACCAUGCGUGUCCUUCAACACGGUGCCCAGGUCUAGGGUAUCUUCGCCCUUGGAUGAAGAGAAAAGAGAAUUUCCCGGCGUGCAAGUUCCCGCAGACUACACCAUGGAUGAGUAUUACGACGACGAAAGUGGCUAUUCUUCCGACAGCAAUGUCGAUUUUUUCUCGAGGAACAGCUAUUCUGGCGGCUCGUCUAAUCGGGAGGGUAGUAGCGCUAGUCCUGGGAGGUACUCGUCUCCACCACCUGCCUCCAGAAGAAACAUCAAAAUAGGCCAGAUGUUCAAGAUUUCCGGAAACGGGAAAAUCGUAAGGGAAGACUACCCCACCACGCCUACAGAUAUCAAUAAUGCUCUCGUUAUCAAUAGGGCGUACGCCAACUGGAGGGAGCUAUGGAUCAAAAAGAAAAACCAGAUCGAUCGUCGAUUGGAGCAAAAGCAAGAUUUUUUCAAUUAUCCAACGAUACUUUUCCCUCCAAACAAAAAAAAAAUAUCAGCGGGGGCUGCCACCACAAUCAAGUUCAAUCCUCCCCUAGAGGACGGGUUUACGCCUCUGACCAAGUCCCAAAAGAGGAAAGAGCGUGUUUUGAACGAAGUAGUUGGGUUCCCCAACACUCCGCGAACAAUACUCUGCCACGUUAGCGGUAGGAGACAUACCUGGGUCGCACUGGAUUGGGUGCUACGCACUUUGAUACAGAAUACAGACCAUAUCGUUGUGCUGGCGAACUUGCCUGGCCUUACAAGAAGCAAUUUCGACGACAACGGUUCAAUGACUAGGCGAAAAAGGUUGCUGAUGACGUUGGAUGAUAGCAGAAGUAUAAGGUCAACGACGAGAUCCAGGUCCAGAUCGAGAUCAAGAUCCGUAUGCACAAGAAGAGCGCUAUCUCUGGGACCGGAGGAAUCCGAUAACAAGAUGAAACACGAAAGUUUCAUGGAAUGGUCCUCUGGAUAUACACAGAAUGAAAUAGAACGUAAACUGCAGGAUUUGUUUGAUUACGUUACGCUCGUUCUUCCGCAAGACCGUUCCGUUAAGAUUACUGUGGAAAUCCUGAUAGGUAAGACCAAAAAAACGCUCCUAGAGGCCAUGAACAUCUAUUUUCCAGACUUCUUCGUGUCCAGCACGUUGAGGUGGAAGAGAACAGAUAAUCUGGUUCAUUGGAAAUCAAAUCUUCUGACAGAUAAAUUGUGUACCAACUUUCCCAUUCCAACGUUCGUCGUACCAGCGAAAAGAAUGUUGGAAUUGGAAUUGAAUUUGCAAAGACAGUUUGCAGAUUCAAAGGCGACUAAAGCAAAAGAUAAAAGUGCUUCAAAGCCCGGUUUAAAUCAUUCCAAGUCCGCAGAUGCCAGACUCCCAACUAUUUCAAGCAUCAAACGAGAACCAAUUAACGACUAUUCUAUAGAUUCUUUGUGUUAUUCCGCUGAUGCCAACGGCGUUGACGAUGAAAGUAGGAUAAAUGUAUCUAAUGGUGGACCUAAUACGUCCGAUAAUGAUGAAAACGACGUAGGAUCAGUGGAGUCGUUGACUUCUAACAUUUCGGUAAAGGAAAGGCUAUGUGGCUUGGCUAGAAACCGUAGGGAAAGUAUGGCACAGCAAUUAAACGAUGCUGAUCAUGAUUCGUCAAUACCGCCGGGGCAAAGGCAUUUGAAAAAAUUAGACAUCAUUCUGGAGUCUUCCCUGAAGUUUUCGUUAGAAGUUGAUACCAUCACUGAUAGUACUGAAAAUGCUGAUGCAAACGGCAGUAGGUCACGCUCUAUGGAUUCGGGGUUCGAAGAAUUGAAAAGGGUGAUCACUGGCGGUGCUCCACCAAAACAUGUCGCCGCUCAAAAGAGGUCCAUGCUUGACGUUUUGGACAAUCCAAGUGCAUCUAGAUCCAAAUCCAAGUCAAGAUCAAGGUCUAAAUCAAGGGACAAUCCAAAGCCAGGUUCACCCUCUGCUGCUGGUAUAAACUCCGAUACAAGUGAGUCCAGGUCACGUUCUCCACAAAUAAAGUUUGCAUCCACAGUCAAGGAUGUGGACGGCAACGCUGCUCUUGGCGUAUUCAAAUCAAAACUUUCACCAGACAAUACAGGCGACAAGGAACAUCACCACAGUUAUUAUCGCGGUGCGGAUCAACCGGCCACUCCAGCCUUCCCGGAAUUGACGCCUUCAAAGUCCUACAGUGUAAGUUCUGGUAAUAAGGAUCCGUCCUUGAGGAAAGUUAGUAGUGCAUCCUCUCUCAGAAAAGUGAAAUCUAAUGAUUCUAACCCUGGAAAGCAUACAAAGAAAACACCUGUGACUUCGACUUACCUAAAACCAAACUCAGGCGGUGGCGGCUUAUUUUCUUUCUUCAAAAGUAAAUCAAGAUCCUCGUCACCUUUAAGAAGCGACACUGAGGCCAAAAGUACUUCUAAGCGUAGUGGGCUUUUUGGGUUCAGAAAAUUAUGA